AUGUGGCUUUUUCUUGUCAUCAUCUUUUCUCUGGGGAUGCUAAUUGCUGGAAAACUCAGCUUGAAAUUGCAAUAUGAUGGGGACCAGGUUUUGCAUAUUGUGCCAGAAACAUUUCAGCAAGUCCAGCAUCUUCAGCAUCUUUGCAGCACUUUAGUGCUGGAUUUGUGGAAGCCCCUGCUGCCUGAAGACAUCUGGGCUGGAGAAGACCUGCACAUAAGGGUCCCAGCUCCUCUGGUGUAGGAGGUGAAAGACAGCUCAGAUCAGCGUAAGAUCUCUUACAAAGUCCUAAUACCUGAUGUGCAGGAACUUGUGGAUCAGAGCAUGCCAGGGCAGGUCCCAGAAGGUUAUGUCUACACCCAAUAUAUGGAAGAGAUUUAUCAAUGGAUAACUCAGAUCCAGAAGAGCCACAGUGGGCUGGUGACUCAGCACUACCUGGGGAAGACAAUCGAGAAUCAAACAAUGUAUUAUCUGCAGAUCAGUCAACCAUCAGAUAAAACCAAAAAGAUCAUUUGGAUGGACUGUGGGAUUCAUGCCAGAGAAUGGAUCUCUCCAGCCUUCUGCCAGUGGUUUGUGAAAGAAAUUCUUCAAAAUUACAAAUAUGACCCAAAGAUAAGCAGAUUUCCGCAGAAUUUGGACCUCUGCAUCUUGCCAGUCGUCAAUAUUGAUGGCUACAUCUAUUCCUGGGAAAAAGAUCAUUUGUGGAGGAAAAACCCUUCUCCACAUAUGAAUGGCACCUGCUACGGGACAGACCUGAACCGAAACUUCAAUUCCUCCUGGGGCAGUAUUGGUGUUUCUUAUAACUGCAGCAGUGAAAUCUUCUGUGGAUCUGGACCAGAAUCAGAGCCUGAGACAAGAGCUGCGGCUCAGUUUAUCGAAAGGAAGAAGAGUGACAUUUUGUGCUAUUUAACAAUUCACUCCUAAAUCCUCACUCCGUAUGGUUCCACAACUAAACCUCCAAGUAACAGUGAAGAACUGAUGCAUGCUGCAGAGAAAGCAGCUGCUGCCCUGAUGGGAAAGUAUGGGACCAGCUAUGAAGUAGAAUCAACCUCUUUAAUUUUAUUCAGUAACUCAGGCUUCUCAUGGGACUGGGCUCACAUGAUUGGCAUUCCUUUCUCCUACACAUUUGAACUGUGAGACAAGGGUACUCAUGGAUUUGUUCUACCCCCUGACCAGAUCCAACACACAUGUGAGGAGACUAUAUUGGCUGUGACAACUAUCAUAAACUAUGUUGAUCAGAAGUACUUCCCAGGUAGGGCUGUGAUGCUGACCUCUGGCAGCCUGGGCCUAAGCAUUUGCCUGAAUGUUGUACUUACAUGGACUGUUUCUUAA
Aptenodytes forsteri (emperor penguin) is the source of this 1329-nucleotide messenger RNA. RefSeq names its product carboxypeptidase O (gene CPO). The record is from RefSeq and is a predicted model, not a curated record. Gene Ontology annotation, biological process: proteolysis. Lineage: Eukaryota; Metazoa; Chordata; Aves; Sphenisciformes; Spheniscidae. Gene Ontology annotation, molecular function: zinc ion binding; metallocarboxypeptidase activity.